Molecule: messenger RNA, 2922 nt
Organism: Acomys russatus (golden spiny mouse)
Lineage: Eukaryota; Metazoa; Chordata; Mammalia; Rodentia; Muridae
Gene: Zkscan2
Product: zinc finger with KRAB and SCAN domains 2
Exons: 7
Coding region: 2-2890 (962 amino acids)
Biological process (GO): regulation of transcription by RNA polymerase II
Molecular function (GO): RNA polymerase II cis-regulatory region sequence-specific DNA binding; DNA-binding transcription factor activity, RNA polymerase II-specific
Source: RefSeq, a predicted model, not a curated record
CAUGGCUACAGCCCUGAACCCUCAGAUCGACGUGGAAGUUGAGGAGUGCUUCAUAAUGAAAGUGGAAAAGGACUCUGAGUGGGCAUCGGAGCCCAUUCUGAAAGGAUCAGAGAGCAAUGAAUGCGAGUCCUUUCGUAAAUGCUUCAGGCAGUUCUGCUAUGAGGAUGUGACGGGACCCCACGAAGCUUUUAGUAAACUCUGGGAGCUCUGCUGCCGGUGGCUGAAGCCAGAGAUGCGGUCCAAGGAGCAGAUCCUCGAGCAGCUGGUCAUUGAACAGUUUCUCACCAUUCUGCCCGAGAAGAUCCAGGCCUGGGCACAGAAGCAGUGUCCGGAAAGUGGAGAAGAGGCUGUGGCCCUAGUAGCGCAUUUAGAGAAAGAGACCAGAAGACCGCGAAAGCCGGUCAGUAGUCCCCGACACUCAGAGAAGCAAGCCCCACUUGGAACUGUGUGGGAAGUAGCUGACUUUGAGCCAGAGCAACUGGAGACCCAAUGCAGGGUUGUUUCUCUGGAGGAAGCUGAAAGCCCCCCCUCAGGACACCAGGAACAGCUGAACCAAAAAAGAGAGCUUAGGCCAUCACCUAAGAAUGCUUGCUCUUCUCUCUGGGUUCCUGUCCCUAGUGAUGAGUGGAACACAGUAGAUCAGGAGGUGACAACCCAGGAACCAGGGAAAGGUGUCCACACAGUGAGAAGCUUCUCCUACAAAAAGAGUGUGCAUCGGGUUCCUGCUCACAAAGAUCUCUACCACGAAAUCAGGAAGGGAAGUGCAGGGAGCAUGGAUCCCCUGGGAGGCACUGUGACUACACCUAACAAGAUAGCCCAGUUGGAACAGAAAACAGAACCGUGGACUGUAGGUCUACAUUCCUCAGAUAAGAGGAAUAGUGUCCUGCGAAGCAGCUACAUCAAAGAGAAACCAGUGCGUGCCAUCCAGAUCCCAGCAAAGAAUGUGGGGAAAGUGUGGCGAGAGCAGCAACAGUGGGGGUUAGAAGAUGAAAAAAUUGCAGGUGUGCACUGGAGCUACGAGGAAACCAAGACUUUUCUUGCAAUUCUUAAGGAAUCUCGCUUUUAUGAAACACUCCAAGCUUGUCCCCGAAAUAGCCAGGUAUAUGGUGCUGUGGCUGAGUGGUUGCGAGAGUGUGGCUUCCUCCGAACACCAGAGCAGUGCCGGACCAAGUUCAAAAGUCUUCAGAAAAGUUAUCGAAAAGUAAGAAACGGUCACAUGCUCGAACCCUGUGCCUUCUUUGAGGACAUGGAUGCCUUGUUAAACCCCACAGCCCACACUUCAUCUACUGAUAAGCCACAGGCCGUGAUCUCUCUCCCCAGACUAAAGAGGACUGGUGUCGGUGCUAAAGAACAGGUCAGUUUGGUGGAGGAGGAGGAGGAAGGUGCUGAAGACUCCGAUGGUGAUGAAGCGGGCGUUGAGUUUAUUCGCAAGUCUGAAAUUCGUACCGCCCCAGUUUUGUUUCAGAACCUAAGUGGUGUGCACUGGGGCUAUGAGGAAACCAAGACUUUCCUGGAUAUCCUUCGUGAGUCCCGGUUUUAUGAAGCACUGCAAGCCUGUCAUCGAAAGAGCAAACUGUAUGGAGUCGUGGCUGAGCAACUUCGUGAGUGUGGCUUUCUCCGGACCCCGGAACAAUGCCGAACCAAGUUCAAAAGCCUUCAGAAGAGUUACCGAAAAGUGAAGAACGGCCAUGUACUGGAGUCCUGUGCAUUUUACAAGGAGAUGGAUGCCCUAGUGAACUGCCACACAUCUGCCUUUUCCACCGACACCUCAGAAGAGAUCCCAUCACUCUCAAGGCAAGAAAGAGGACAUACUGAGGUCAAACCCCAAGAGCCUACAACCUGGGAGGCUGACGAGACCUCGCAGGAAGCAGUGUUAGACGAUUCUGACAGUGAGAGAAUGAGUGAGGAGGAAAUUAUAGAAGAGCCGGAAUUCCAAGGACCGAUAAGCCUACCGCAAAGCCCAACUGAUUUUGAAAUUGGAAGCAGUAUUAAGGAGGACCCAACACAGGUAAUAUUUAAGGGCACAGAGCCCCAUAGAGCUUUAAUAGAAAAGUCUAAAAGAUUUGUUUCCCAGAAUACCAACCCCAAUAAAUAUUAUAAAAGGGAAUGCAUCUCAGGAAGACAAUGGGAAACCCUGCAAGGAAUUAGACAGGGAAAAUUGAUGUCUCAACCCAGAGACACAGGGAAGGCUGUGGUGCAUCAGAGGCCUUUUUUGGGGAGGAGACCAUACAGACUUCUCAAAUAUGGAGAAAAUUUUGGAAAGAGUGCCCGUCUCAUGUGCAGGACGACCCACCCGAAGGAGAAUCCUUAUAAGUGUGGUAUCUGUGGGAAGUGCUUUGGUAGGAGCAGGAGCCUAAUCAGACACCAAAGGAUCCACACUGGGGAAAAGCCUUUCAAAUGUCUUGACUGUGGGAAAAGCUUUAAUGACUCCUCAAAUUUUGGGGCCCACCAGAGAAUCCACACUGGAGAGAAGCCAUACAGAUGUGGGGAGUGUGGCAAAUGCUUCAGUCAGAGCUCAAGUCUUAUCAUCCAUCAGAGAACCCACACUGGAGAGAAGCCCUAUCAGUGUGAGGAGUGUGGGAAAAGCUUCACCAACAGUUCUCACUUCAGUGCCCACCGCAGAGUCCAUACUGCAGAGAAUCCCUACAGAUGUGGGGACUGUGAGAAGAGCUUCAAUAACUGCACAAGACCUCGAGAACACCGGCGCAUCCACACUGGAGAGAAACCCUACACAUGUGCCCAGUGUGGCAAACAUUUCAGUAAGAAUUCUUUCCUUGCCAAACACCGGGAAGUCCACCUGAGAGAGAAGCUACUGCCAUACUCUCCCUCUGUGUACUCCCCAGAGACCCCACUGAAGGGCAAAAGUGAGGAGAUCUGGAAGGCCCUUUGACAGUGCGUUCUUCCCGUGCGCCCUGUAGCCAU